AUUGUGCCCAGUGUCUAUCAUCUUCGUUUCCUCCAAACCUACUGCUUAACCGAGUUCCGUGGCGGCUGUUGUUGUUCAGCCAUAGUCGACGCUGCUACUUCACGGUGCUUCUAUUGCCACCUCCAGAAUCUUCGAACGCCACUAUCGUCGAUGCUGAAAUCCGCUUCAUUCUCAUCCAUCGGCGAGGCGCCGCCCCUCCAUCAACAUCCCUAACCGUGAUUCUUCAUUUUCCACCGAGUUGCUUUUACACCAAUCCUGGUCAGGAUUUCAGUGAUUAGCCGAUCGAAGUGCGUUACCAUUACAACUUCGUGCUGCGACUGCUGUCGUGCGAGCCCCUGAUUACUAACUCUCGCUGUACAUUAUCAUUGGGUUCAUUGGAGGCCAACAGGAAGUAGAAGCAAUGACUUCACUACGGUCGCUGAAGUCCUCAAUCUUUGAUAAAGAGGAAAGGAAGAUGCAGUACCAAUCUCAUAUCAGAGGGCUCAAUGCAUAUGAUCGCCACAAUAAGUUCAUGAAGGAUUACGUUCAAUUUUAUGGGAAGACAACAAGCUGCCCGAGAGACUGUGUGCCCAUAAAGACUGAUCAAGACACAAUUAGAGAGGGCCACAGGUUCAUAAUUUCUGAAGAUGAUGACAUGGAAUCAACGUGGGAGAAGAGGCUGGUGAAAAGAUAUUAUGAUAAACUUUUCAAAGAAUAUUGCAUUGCUGAUAUGUCUCACUUCAAGGAAGGCAAGAUUGGCUUAAGAUGGAGGAUGGAAAAUGAGGUCAUAUCUGGGAAAGGUGAAUCCGGUAUUUGCAUUACAUUCUUUUUCUAGCAGGGAGUUUUGAUUUGUACAUGUGAAACGAAUUUGUAGAUAAUAUCUACACGUGUGGGAUUUGAAAUGCUCACUGGAUAAUACUGUACUUAGCUUUAUUUGAUCUGUCCUAUUGGCAAUUUAAACAAUGCCAGUAUGAUAAUCUCUUUAGGAAAGGUCUUCAAUUUGAAUGUCCUAAUUCUUGGUCUUGAUU
This is a messenger RNA of Zingiber officinale, 1007 nucleotides long. Its product is annotated as protein FRA10AC1-like. NCBI's taxonomy places the organism in Eukaryota, Viridiplantae, Streptophyta, Magnoliopsida, Zingiberales, Zingiberaceae. The coding region runs from base 401 to 814 and encodes 137 amino acids. Gene Ontology annotation, molecular function: phosphatase activity. The record is from RefSeq and is a predicted model, not a curated record. Gene Ontology annotation, biological process: dephosphorylation. The transcript is spliced from 7 exons.